This is a messenger RNA of Eremothecium sinecaudum, 1617 nucleotides long. RefSeq names its product HEL021Wp. Gene Ontology annotation, biological process: glucosylceramide biosynthetic process. NCBI's taxonomy places the organism in Eukaryota, Fungi, Ascomycota, Saccharomycetes, Saccharomycetales, Saccharomycetaceae. The record is from RefSeq and is a predicted model, not a curated record. Gene Ontology annotation, cellular component: membrane. Gene Ontology annotation, molecular function: ceramide glucosyltransferase activity. The transcript has a single exon. Bases 1 to 1617 code for a protein of 538 amino acids.
AUGAGCGCUUAUGUUAAGCUGUUUGCUGAAGAGGUUUCGGAUGAAAAAGUGAUUAAUCUAGAGGAAGUUAAAUGGUACCUAUCAUGUUUAUUUGGUCUUUGGUAUGUUUUUGUUCUUACAGUAGUCAGUUACGGUUGGUUAGAGAUAAUUACCAAGUUUAGAAAUCGCGGACAUAAUGAUAGGCUUGAAGAAGCCGAUAAGGAGCCCGUGACAAUUAUACGACCGUGUAAGGGUGUUGAUGCGGAGAUGGAAGCGUGUCUUGAAAGUUCAAUAUUACAGGAUUAUCCAAGGGACAAGAUUGAGGUUAUAUUUGCUGUUUCAAAUGUUGAUGACGCUACUGGUCCGAUCAGUAUAAUCAAGUCGCUUUUGGCUAAAUACCCUGGGUACGAUAUCAAACUAUUGAUUGGGGAGGAUGAUUACGGCAUAAACCCAAAAGUCAACAAUCUUACUAAGGCUUAUAUGCUAGCGAAGCAUGAUAUUAUCUGGAUAAUGGAUUCUAAUGUAUGGAGUUUGCCGAAAACGUUGUCACAGAGCGUUGCAAGCUUACAGUUUUCACUAGAUAAUGGGAGGAAAACGAAGAGGCCGGUAGUUCUGACACAUCACCUUCCGGUCGGAAUUAGUUUGAGAAGCGAGCUGAUUGGUGACAGGCUCGAAGAGACGUUUCUUUCCACCGCUCACUGUAAACUAUACGUUGCAAUUAAUAAAUUGAGUCUCCUUCCAUGUGUAAAUGGAAAAAGUAACUUAUUUAGGCGAAGCGCUCUUGAUGAGGCUGUUCAUAUGAUUGGGGAGGGUAAGAUCGGUAAUGCUUUUAAGGACAAGGCUGAAAUAGAGUAUGCGAAGAAAAUCUCGACGUCUAGAGACGCUGUGUCACUGUCAGGGAAUAAGUGCGUUGAAAUUACUUUCGACGGGUCAUUCCAAGAGCGCAUAGUGCAUAUUCCAACCAAACAGCCGAACCAUGGGAUCGGCUUCUUUGCUAGAUACUAUGGUGAAGAUAAUAUGAUUGGUACUGCGCUAUGGGAGUCAAGUCAUGGGCGCACAGCUAUGAUUGGGCACUCUGUUUAUCAGCCUUUGGAUUCCAAGACUAAUAAGCUUAGUUUUUCGAAUUAUGUGAAUAGGCGGGUGAGGUGGAUUCGUGUGCGGAAGUAUAUGGAUUUAUUGCCGACCCUGUUGGAACCGCUUACUGAAUCCAUUUUACUUGGAGCGAUAGGUGCCUUUGGGAUACCUAGGAUAGUUCCAGCGCUUGCAGCUGAUCCGAAAAAGAAUAGCGUGCUCUUCUUUGUGCUGCACAUGAUCAUCUGGUGCUUUAUGGACAGGAUGCAGUAUAAUACACUGUUCCCAAGAGAUUACAGAUUGGACGAUUUUGUGAAUGAAGAAGCUAGUUUGCCCUAUUUUCUUGAUUACGAGUUUCAUUAUCGGUACCUUACUGACUGGUUCAUGUUUUGGGUGUUGCGUGAAGCUUUAUCAUUUCCUAUAUGGCUCGUUGCCAUGUGCGGCUCAAAAGUCACAUGGAGGGGUAAAGAAUUUAAAGUUAACCUUAGUAUGCCUGAGGUUGAUGUAAUUUCACAUGGUGCGUUAAAGAACUCUAAGCAAACCUUAGUAUAUCCGAGGUUGGCGUAA